UAUCGUUUUGAGUAAAAUGCACUUUUUCUCCUCAUCGCCAGGUGCCGCUGCUGUUGUAUGUGAGGUCUGACAUCAUCAGGGCAGGAUGACUGUGUUCAACCUGUAUAUAUUUGACCGCAAUGGGACCUGUCUUCACUACAGCGAGUGGAACAGGAAGAAACAACCCGGCAUGUCCAGGGAAGAGGAAUUCAAGUUAAUGUAUGGAAUGCUGUUUUCCAUCAAGUCCUUCAUCAGCAGACUGUCACCUACAGACUAUAAGGAUGGUUUCCUGAAUUACCAGACCAACAAAUACAAACUGCAUUUCUACGAGACGCCCAGUGGGCUGAAGUUUGUGAUGAACACAGACCUGGCAGCAGGGAACAUGAGAGAAACACUACAUCAGAUCUACAGCAGUAUCUAUGUGGAGUAUGUAGUGAAGAACCCUCUGUAUGAACUGGGACAGCCCAUAGAGAGUGAGCUGUUCAAGGCCAAGUUGGACAACUUUGUCAGAGGACUGCCUAUGUUUGCCACAAAGUCUUCAUGAUGUUAAAACAAUGUUUAAUCAGUGGUUAUAUCAAUAUUAAUGAUUUGUAUUGCUACCCCUACGGCCGAUAAGGCUUUGGGACUGGUGAGUUAAUAUUGAUAUGCUGUCACAAUAUUGAACAUUCCUACAGCAUUGUCAUACAUAAUUAUAACAUAUCCAAACUGGUUUCUGUCAGACAGCAUUAUGACCUCGGUGUAUGGAGAUAUUGCGUUCAUUUGUCUAUGUUACUAUGUUAAAUGUAUUUCCAUAUUCUAGGCAUGUCUCACCACAGCAUGUGAGGUAGUAAAGAACAAACUGGUCUCACCCCAGACCGACAGGAACUGAAGGUUGUAACAGGCAGUGUAGUUUAGAGCUGGCAGGAUUAGUAAUUUAUUAACCUUUCUGACAUAAGAACUUGGUAAACAUGAACCGUCUUGGGGGAAGAAAACAAGGCUCAAAUAUGUUGUAAUUGUUAUCUGCAUCCUUGUGUAUUUUUAAUCUAACUAAUGGGGUAUCUGUUUAUGCAUCAUCAAGUUCUUUUAUACUUGUUCUAUACAUGCAAAUGUACAGUACUUGUCUUUGUCCUUGUGAACAACUAUGCUAUUGGUCACAAACAAGACUACCCAUGUAAUGAUAAGGCAUUUUCAAUCUGUAUGUGUAUAUGUAAUGUUAUAUGUAUACUUUUCUUUGUGUAUAAAGAAGUCUCCAUAACAAUAAAUUGAAGGUUGAUGAUGUUCAGUUGUUCA
Branchiostoma floridae (Florida lancelet) is the source of this 1248-nucleotide messenger RNA. Its product is annotated as trafficking protein particle complex subunit 1-like. Gene Ontology annotation, cellular component: TRAPP complex. Gene Ontology annotation, biological process: endoplasmic reticulum to Golgi vesicle-mediated transport. The transcript is spliced from 5 exons. Lineage: Eukaryota; Metazoa; Chordata; Leptocardii; Amphioxiformes; Branchiostomatidae. The record is from RefSeq and is a predicted model, not a curated record. Bases 86 to 523 code for a protein of 145 amino acids.